This is a messenger RNA of Lycium ferocissimum, 3109 nucleotides long. Its product is annotated as pentatricopeptide repeat-containing protein At1g11710, mitochondrial. Gene Ontology annotation, molecular function: protein binding. The coding region runs from base 437 to 2404 and encodes 655 amino acids. The record is from RefSeq and is a predicted model, not a curated record. Lineage: Eukaryota; Viridiplantae; Streptophyta; Magnoliopsida; Solanales; Solanaceae. The transcript is spliced from 3 exons.
AUCCUUGUACUUUUUUUUUUUUUUUUUCAAUUGGGUUCUUGAUUUUGCUUCAAAUUUUCCAAAAACAGUCUAUUUCUGAAGUGGGUAUUGAUCAGUCAAUGGUGUUAAGCUUGUUUGUGCUAUAAAGGAGAAUUUUUACAAGUUGGGUUCUUGAUUUUGCUUCAAAAUCUUCAAAAAACUGAAUUUUUCUGAAGUGGGUAUUGGUUAGUCAAUGGUGUUAAGCUUCUUUACAUCUCAAAGGAGAUUUUUUGCAACUUGGGUUCUUGAUUUUGCUUCAAAAUUGGUAACAUCAGGCUAUUUUAGAAGUGGGUAUUGUUUAGUCAAUGGUGUUAAGCUUGUUUAUGUUUCAAAGGAGAAUUUUUGCAACUUGGGUUGUGGAUUUUUUCUUCAAAAUUUGUAAAAUCAGAGUAUUUUACAAGAGUGUCUUGGUUAGUCAAUGGUGUUAAGCUUGUUUGGGUUGAAAAGGAGAAAUCUUUUUGUUAGAGCUCUUCAUUUGGGUAAGCAAUUCACAACCCCAAAUACAGAAGAAAUCUUAUUCAAAGCAAUUUGUGUGAAUUUGAGGGAAAGAAAAUGGAAAUUCUUGGACCAACUGUCAUCAAGUCUAACAAACUCUGUUCUUCCUCGUGUGUUUCGCGAGUUUCGUAGCUCUCCUAACGUAGUUUUAGAGCUAUACCAGAGAAUUUCAGCAAGUAAAAGUGUGUUGAAUUGUCUGGAAACUUGUUGCAUUGUAAUUCAUACCAUGGUGAAUUGUAAAAAUUAUGAUGAUGCUUUGUUCUUGAUGAAAGAGUUAAUGAUAAGAAGAGGGUAUUCGCCUUUGGAUAUUUUGAAAGUGUUAUUGGAUACUUAUGAUCUGAGUUUUACGUGUGAUGCGGUUUUUGAUACAUUGGUUAGGGCUUGUACAGAGUUAGGGGCAAGUGACGGUGCAUAUAGCGUGAUCAAGAAAUUGAGGACGGAGGGUUAUUUUGUAUCUGUUCAUGCAUGGAAUAAUUUUUUGAAUCAUCUAGUUAAAGUAGACGAUGUAGGUCGUUUUUGGUUCUUCUACAAGGAAAUGGUUUCGUAUGGGUACUCUGAGAAUGUUUAUACGUUUAAUUUAAUCAUUUAUGCCCUUUGUAAAGAAUGUAAAUUGUUAGAAGCUGUUUGUGUGUUUUAUAAGAUGUUGAAGUGUGGGAUAAUGCCUAAUGUUGUUACUUUCAACAUGCUCGUCGAUGGCGCUUGUAGAAAUGGUGAACUUGAUGUGGCGUUGAAGAUUAUUAGGAACAUACAGAUCAUGUCAGAGGGACAUGUGAUUCCAAAUAUAGUAACCUAUAAUUGUCUGAUCAACGGAUACUGUAAGUUAGGGGAUGUGGCGAUUGGAGAGAAAUUUUUAGGCGAAAUAACUGAGACAGGUCUUGAGCCGAACAUAAGAACUUAUGCGACCUUGGUCGAUGGGUACUCGAGAAACGGAAUGCUGGAUGAGGCAUUUAGGAUUUGCGAUGCUAUGGUCGAGAAAGGAUUGAUGCCUAAUUCAGUGGUUUACAAUACGGUAAUCCACCGGCUUUACGUCGAAGGAGAUGUCGACGGGGCUUCGUGUUUGCUGUCCGACAUGAUUGAAAAGUAUAUAUCUCCGGACAAAUUCACCCAUUCGAUUCUAGAGAAAGGACUAUGUAGUAACGGUCGUAUAAAUGAAGCUCUUAGUUAUCACAAGUGUAUUGUGGAAAAGAACCUAAUGGGAGAUGCUUUUUCACACAAUAUACUCAUUGACUAUCUUUGCAAAAGCCAGAAUAUAUUAGCGGCACAGCAACUCGUGUGCAGCAUGUUUGUUCGUGGUUUAAUCCCGGACAUAGUCACAUAUGGUACAAUGAUCGACGGAUACUGCAAAGAAGGCGAUGUUGACAGAGCUGUUGAGGUAUACAAUGAUAUUAUAAAGGUGAAGAAAAAUCCCAACUUAGUGAUUUACAAUUCUAUUUUGGAUGGUUUAUGCAAAGAAGUAUCUGUAGAUGUCGCAGAAGUUUUGGUAGAGGAACUAAAGGGAACAUCUUUAUAUGAUGUGAUCACUUACAACACAUUGUUGAACGGUUAUUGCAUUAGCGGGGAGAUCACUAAGGCAUUGAAUUUGUUCAUGAAAAUGAGAAAAGAGAGGAUAUUUGUUAAUGAAGUUACGUACAAUAUUUUGAUUAAUUUCAUGUGCAAGUUGGGGCUGAUUCAACAUGCGAAAGAACUUAUAAGUGUCAUGAUCACACAGGGUAUUUUUCCGGAUUGCGUAACUUAUACGACACUUCUAACGAGUAUGAAUAAGGAGAGCAGUGCCGAGGAGGCUGUUGAGCUCCAUGACUUUAUGGUGCUUCGAGGUGUAAUUCCGGACAGUGAAACUUAUAGUACCAUUGUUGAUCCGUGUAUAAAACAAAUAGGUUUUGGUCUUGAUUGAGCUAUGUUGUUAUGAAGAGCAAAGCCAAAUAUUUUGGAUCUUGUGGACCUGUAACUCCUAUCCGAUCGCAAACAAAUGGAAUUACAGUUUCUCCUGAGGAACUAAAAAGAUGUGCUAGUUAAGAUGGUUCAAAUCCAGCUCUGUGCUGGGGCAGUUUCCUUGCAAUGCAUGUCACCUGUUGACUUUACACUUUGAGUUGUUUUUAGCUGCUGAUGGGAAUUUGUAACAUUCCAGUUGUGAGAGAAUGAAUUAUUAAUUUUAGAUUCUCAACAACCCGAGUUCCUGAGAUGUUACAGUCCGGGUGUGUGUGAUGGACGGAAACAUGCUGCUGAAGUCUUACUAGGGGUGUCAAAUGGGCAGGUUGAGUUGGAUUUUGGUGGGUCAAAAUGGGCUGAGUUAAUAAAUGUGCGGGUCAUUGACCCGCUCAAAAGUUACUUGGGUCGAAAUGUAGGCUAAAAUGCGGAUCAUAACCCAACCCGCCUAAUUCUUACUAAGUUUUAAUUUCCUUGUUUGUUUUUUAUAAGUACAAAAACAUACCCAGUGUGAUCCCACAAGUGGGGUCCAAAGAGGGUAGAAUGUACGCAAACCUUGCCCCUACCUUUGCGGUAACAUAUGUAACAUACCAAAUAAAAGAAAUGUCUUUCUGAAAUUAUUCUGACAAGGUUUCUAUGGGUCAAUGUGGGCUACAUAUCAAUCCAAUUUUUA